ACAGCAGCAAAUAGCAAUCAAACAAACGAAUAUGGAUACUUCUAGUUUUGAUGAAUCUGAUAAUUUAGAUUCAUUAACUGGAAAUGGAAUCAUUGAAACAAACAAUAAUAGUUCAUCGAAUAGCUCAAGUAGUAGCAAUAAUAUCGUUUAUAAGCUAUUUAAUAGGGAGAUAUAUGGCAGUACCUCAAGAAAAACAAAUGACAAAUCUCGCAAGAUAUUUGAUAAAAUACCAGCAAGGCUUCGCUUCUGUCUCAUGGACAUUGUCCCUAUCCAGUAUUUAAGGGAGCAUGUGUUUAUGGGUUUCUCACAGUGUGGCCAGUACCUGUUAAGCUUUACUUAUAGUUGUAAUACCCAAGUAUAUUUUAGAGAAAGUUCCAAAUUCACUCUCCAUUUCCUAUCGUGGGUGCCGGGGAGAGUGGUUCGCCCAGUUCACAGUGUACCACUAUUUGGUGAUGACUGCGUUGAUAGUAAAGUUACCAUAUCCAUAGCGCAGUGGAAACACAAUCCAGGCGUGCUGGUUGUCUAUGGUAUAUCGGAUUCAUGUUCAGAACGAUCCUACCUCAGUGUUAUUGGAGUACCUCGCUUAGGAUGUAGAAAAUGUUCAGCUAUUUCAAGAGAGGAAGAUGAUACAGAUUUAAGUUGGAGUAAACGUUGUCUGGAGCACAGUUUCGCGAUACACACUCGUUUCUUUUGUACGUCGGACUCUAGCAUGUACGAACCGGUCGUCCAAUUAGCGUAUUCGAAUCAAAUUAUUAUAUACACAGACUUCAUACACAUACUAGAAAUAGAUUUCGUGAAGCCGGACGCGGAGAGGACCUACCCGCCGGAAGAUACUAGUCUGCUCGACAGCGAAGACAUAAAAGUAGUGGACGCAGUUCCCAGUACUCCAGCAUCGGACGUAUCCGCCUUCCAGUCCCCCAAGUACCAAAACAACGUCGUGCAGAACAUUCUAGCUGACUUCUCAGACUUUGAAGUCGAACCCUACCAGAUGUCCCGACCGGUACAUUUACCUGACGUUAUUGGGCAGGAGCUAUGCAUCCAAGCCUCUUCGAUAUCACAUAAUUUGAUAGAAGAAUGGGAGGGACCCUCCCCAUCCAUCAGAACGUUGAUCAGCCCGCCUUUGAGGUCCCCCCGAAGGAGACCGGCGGAGAGCAUGUCCAGGUUUAAUGAAACGCAUAGAACGAUAGCGGAAAAAGCCUACGAGUUCGUAGAAGAGGCGGAGACCAAGUGUGAGAAACUCAGUAUGUUCAGAAAGAGACGGUUAGCUGAUAAGAAAUACGAAUUCUCAGAGGAUAAUAACGAAAACAUUGUUCCUUUUAGAGUUUUAAGAAGCAACAGGAAAUAUUACACAGGGUCCACUAGUAAGAGUCAAAGCAAGCGGGCCAAGUCGCCGCCCGUGGAGAGCGUGGUGCUCAGGGCGCACAACCAGAUUAGUAGACCUCCCUCCCCCACCACCAGUAUUGACAAGAGUUCAGAACUCACCUCCUUAGAAUCGGAUAGGAAUAGCGAAUCGGAAUAUAGAGUCAUGGAAAUGUUAGACGACGGCUCGCUCAAGACGGUCUCCGUGCACGACAGCACGUCCAAGACCUUGUCCGACUGCCCCGUCAGCCCGCAGGAUCCUUACCUGGUACAUUCAGGGAAUUCCAAAUGCAGCAAGUUCUUCACUCGCUACUUCCUCGAGAGCGACGACGAGAUCACAUCCAUCAUAACGGAUUCGGAAGACGAUUGCAUCUCAGGUUACCAUGUGGCGUUGCCCCUGUGCGGUCAAGGGUCCGGCCAGGCGCUCCAAGCCGUGGGCGCCGGCGCCUGGGAGAAACGCACCAGCGACAAGCUCACGCUGAGAGCUCGCCAACGAUCGCUCGAUACAGAGCUGCUCUGCAACGAGGUGUGCGGCCGGCUUUGUCAGCUGAAAGGGAAGAAGUUCAUAUACUGCUUCGACUGGGGCUGCCAUGUCAUAGACGUCUGUCAUUCCAGUGGAUGUCUCUCGGGGUUAUGCGCUAUGUGGUUGUGGGCGAGCGAGGACGCUUCUUGUGGACAGUGCGCCGCCUGUGACGACGCCGCCGCCGCCUGUCUGCAGCACAGAGGACAGUACUCUGCUGAGUGUCUGUUCGUAUGGGACCUGGUGACGGGUGUCUAUAGAACGGAGAAGGUGUCCAUGACCGAGGAUUCCUGUCACGAGGGUAUCAGAGCGUCAGGUGUGGAGCGAGCGCGGGCGAGGGCGGCUGCUCUCGGCGCCGUAGCUGGUCCUCAUCACCACCCUCGGCUGCUCUCAACACUUACCGGUAACGGUAAAUCCCUUAAGAGACUGACAGAUGUAGACAACUGUGUAGAAAUAACGAAGAACCACCCAGACAGUUCGGAGUCCGAGUCCGAGACGUCAGAUAACGACAGUGACUACGAUUGAAAAUGAACAUGCAUUAAAUAUAUAAUAUGUAAAAACUCAUUAUACGUUUACUGUGUUAGUUAGAGGUAAUGAACGUUUCGUAUGUACCUACGUCAUAGCUCUCACGUACACCUGCUGGCUGCUAGAGAUCUGCAUGUCCUAGUAAUAACUAUGGACAGUACGAAUCUAUUGAAUAGGAGUCACUAAUGAUAUUAUAUCGAAAUACUUAACAUUACACUUAUAUGUUCGGAGAAAUCAAUUUGAAUGUUGUCUCUUUUAAUGUAACUAAAGAAAAUCACACUUAUACAUUACAGUUAACACUUUCUAGUCUAUUCCUUUCUUUAAUGUAUGUAGAAAUUUUACUCGGAAAACUUCCAUUAAAUUUAUUAUUUUAGUUAAACUAACUCUUAUCAAUGGUAGGCUAUUGAGAUGUUGUCUUACUUACGCUCUACAUUCACAGAACAACACAAAUAACAAAAUAAAUUGACAACUGUGUUGGUACUGAAAUACAGUAUGAGAGGAAAUGCAAUGUUAUAAAAUUGAGGGUAGAUUGAUAGCUCAUUGUAUGGUUGUGAUAAAAAAAACAUUAGGGGUUGUUUUAAGCAAAGUGCCUGAACAGUUUUUAUUUGAUUGCCAUUCGAUGUAAAAUAGUUCCCAAAACAAACAGCAAAUUAAUUUUCUGAUAUUAAUUUAAAUUCUCUUGGCUCUGUAUAUAAUACAUUUUAUACGUAAUAUUUGUAGUAUAUUGAAGUAAGUUUAUUAUGACUGGAUUUCUAUUUAGGGAUACUUUGAAACAUUGCUGUCUUAAGCUGAACCAAGCCGAGUUGUCAAAAAUGUUUAUUUUUUUAUAAAUUAUUCCACUGUUAUCUGAAUGCGCCGGGUUGAUAGUGUCACAAAGAAAUGCAUUUAAUUCAUUAGUAAUCAGUAUAUUACUAAAUAUUUAUAAACUUGCCAUAAGUAUGUCUUUCAUACAUAGAUGUAAACUGAAACAAUAAAAUGAUAAACAUUUCAGUA
This is a messenger RNA of Danaus plexippus (monarch butterfly), 3397 nucleotides long. RefSeq lists its product as uncharacterized. The transcript is spliced from 10 exons. Lineage: Eukaryota; Metazoa; Arthropoda; Insecta; Lepidoptera; Nymphalidae. Gene Ontology annotation, cellular component: Cul4-RING E3 ubiquitin ligase complex. Bases 32 to 2404 code for a protein of 790 amino acids. Gene Ontology annotation, biological process: protein ubiquitination. The record is from RefSeq and is a predicted model, not a curated record.